Messenger RNA from Siniperca chuatsi (mandarin fish), 5311 nucleotides. RefSeq names its product golgin subfamily A member 6-like protein 22. The coding region runs from base 289 to 4278 and encodes 1329 amino acids. The record is from RefSeq and is a predicted model, not a curated record. Gene Ontology annotation, biological process: spermatogenesis. Lineage: Eukaryota; Metazoa; Chordata; Actinopteri; Centrarchiformes; Sinipercidae. The transcript is spliced from 28 exons.
UCUGGAAAUAAUACACUCAUAGUCGUCCUCCGUUGUAGUAACGGCACAUAGCGACCAAGUUGUUGGAGAAGCCACGGUAAUUCACAUAAAGUAACACAGAUAAUGUCUAACAUGCACUCUAAAUGCCAUGCAUUGACUUUUUUCAGGUUACUAUUGUCUAAUAGUGUAAACUAUAAGGCAGUGCAAAGAUUUAAUCAGAGUGACAAGCCACGAUUUUGAUAGUUAGCUAGUUAGCCAUUUCAAGACUGUGGUUUGUUUCAUAAACAGUGCAGAUACUUUAUUUGAGCAAUGCUGAAAACUUGCACAACCAUGAACCAAAAGACAACAUCACCAGAGUCAGGGGACAACUCGAAGCUGUCGGGACAUGGAAGUGAUGCUUUGAACCUGCCCUCUCCCUCAGGCGAAGUAGAGCUGAAAGUUGCCAUCCAGGGUCUUGAGACCGAGACAAACAACGUGAAACAGCUUCUAUACGAGUUCAAAGGACUUUACGAGCAGAGGUUGAGAUUUCUUGAGUUGGACAACACUUUAACCAGAGAGGAACUGAUGCAGAAGAAAGUGAAUUUCCUGUGGUCUUAUGUGAAUGACCUCGCAGAACAGAACCAGGUGCUGGUUCAGACCAUUGAGGAUCUACAGAAGGAAGCUGACCACAAGGUUUCCAAUUGGGGAAUGAAGCUACGCACUUCUGAUCGUAUUUUGGAUGUGUCUGAGGUUGAUCUGAGGACUUUGUUGCUGGAUGAGCUUGUUGGACCUGAGGCUCACAUCCCACACAGUACUGGGUCCUUGGCCCAGAAUGCAUCUGAGUUAGAAGACCUGAAAAUCCAGUUGCAAACCAAAGAUAUGGUCAUCUCUUAUCUGGAGAGGAAGCACAGAGAGAAUUUCCAGCAAAAGAAAAAGACUGCAACGCAGCCGCUGGGAAGUAGUGAGAGGCUGGUGCACCUUCAGAGCGAGCUCUCCUGUCUGCAGCGGAUCCAGAAAGACAACAUUAAGGAGAUUGCUGAGAAAGACAUCUGCAUCACCAAACUGCAAGCUAACAUUCAGCUGCUGCAACAAGAGGGGGCCGACACACAUGCUCAGCUCUCCAAGCUGAGUGUGAGAGUGAGGGAGGUUCAGGAGGAGUUGAAGAGAAAAGAGGAGGAAUGGAAACAAAGAGAAGAUGAACGGAGGCUCAAACAUGAAAAGGAGCGUCAAAAAGCAGAGGAGAGGAGAGGGCAGGAGCAACAAAAGAGAGAGGAGGAGUGGGUGAAGAAAGUGGAGGAGGAGAAGAAGAGGGAGGAAGAGUGGAGGAGGGUGAUUGAGGAGGAGAGAAAGGCCCAUGAUCAAGCCAUUAAAAGGUGGGCUGAGAAGGCAGCUAUUUUGAAUUCUGAGCUGAAGGUCAGCAGGAAGCAGGUGGAGCGACAGAACAGGGAGCUGUCAGAAUUUCACCAGAAGGAGGGGACACUUCUCUCUGAGUCCGAGGCCAAAAUGGAGUCUAUGAGGGGCGAGCUCAGCACCUUAUUUGAUAGGAGGAUGGCGGAGAAAGAGGCGAGGAUGAACCAACUAACUGAAGAGCUGAAUGCAGCGAGACAACAGAUGAAAGAGAGAGAGGAGCAUGUAAGGCAUCUGGACCAGGAUGCGGUUGGUUUGCGAGCCACACAGGACUCUCUGAAGAGAACCUUGGCUAUAAAGGAGAAACACACACAACAGCUGGUCCAAGACAACACACAGCUCAAGGAAAGCCUGGCUUCACUGCAGAGCAAAUUACAAACCAGCCUGAACACGGAAAGACAACAGAGGCAGCAGAUCCAGGAUCAGCUGCACCAUGCCAACAAAGAGAUGGAGCGUCUGCAGUUGGAACUGACACAUGUGCGUCGCACCACUGAAAAGAAGAUUCAGAAGAGGGAGAUUAAGAUGUGCGCACUGGUGAAGGAGCUCACAGAGAUUAAGAAGCAGCACUCUGAAUGUCAGAAAGAGUUGCUCCGAAGAGAGGAGGCUUUGGAGAAACAGUGCGAGGAGAGGGAUGAGCUGAGAGCCAAGAUGGAGGACCGGAGCAGAGAGUUUGUCCACCUCAACCAGACCAAAGAGAGACUGGAGGCUGACUUGGCUGUGAGCCAUGAGAAACUCCACACCUCGCACCUGGAGGUUCGAAGCAGAGAUCAGUUCAUUCUGCAGUUAAGAGCUGAAAUGAAGACAGCUGAACAAAAGCAUCAAAGGACACAGGAACAGGUGGCAGCACUGGAGGGUGAUGUAAGAUAUUUGAAACAUAAGGUCAGAGGACACCAGGAAGAGGCCUGUCACUUAAGCGAAAAGGUUAGAGAUAUCGAACACCUUAAAGACCAGAAGGAGAAAGAACGACAGCAGCUACAUGAUCAGCUCUGUAUUAGUCAGCAACAGGUCGAGACAUUUGAAGGGAAGCUAAAGAAGCAGGAGGUUGAGACAGAGCUUCUUCAUCAGCAGCUUAUAGGAGCCAAGGAGGAACUGAAAGAUGCCAGUUUGCAAGCCCAGGAGCAGAAAGAAACUGUAGCAAUUUUUAAACAAAAGUACACAGCAGCACUAGAGAAAGUGCAUAGGGUGCAAGGGCAGGUUGAACUUUUGGAAGAGGAACUACAGUAUUCACAGCAACAGCUAAGAGAGUCCCAAUUAGCAACUCAUUCGGUGAAGGAAGAGCUAGCUGAGAUGGUGCAGCGGUACCGGGAAAAGGUUGGCCAAUGGGAGAGCUCACUGGAGGCUCUUGACCAGUUGACGGAUGAGCUCCAGGCCAAUCAGAAUCUACUGAGGGAGAGUCAGCAAAAAGUGGACCAUCUUAAAUGCCUGAUAGGAUCCCUGCAGGAGCAGGUGGACACACUCAAACAGCAGAAACUAAUGUUGGAGUGUGACCUACAGCUAUAUCAACAGAGUCAUUCUCAUUCUGACGAGGAGUAUCUCUGCCUGCUAAGACACAGACAGCAGCUACAGAAGCGCUGUACUGAGCAGGUUGACCGCCUUGCAGAGUGUGAAAAGGCUAUUCUUCAGAUGAAGUCAGGGCUGGAGAGACAAACUCAGGAAAAAGUGGGUCUGAAGCAAAGUCUUGUUGCAUCCCACCAUACACACAUAAGCAAUUGCAGCCAGCUGGAACAGGAAGUGAUGCGUCUGAAAAAGGAAGUUACACGCUUAGAGCUUGAGCUGGCGGACACCCAAAAGGUACAUGUGGCACUUCUCAGACAGACAGAGGAAGAGCUGAAGGAGGCCAGACGAGAGGCAGUGAGGAGGGGCAGCGAGGUGGAUGUACAGAGAGGAGAGGUGCAGAGACUUCAGGAGGAGUUACAGAAGGAGGAGGAGAAGAUGAAGCGUGCCAUCAGAGAAAAACAGAGUCUGAGCGGUCACAUCAGGCAGUUGAGCCAAGAGCUGGAGGAGCUAUGCAGCAAGCACCAAGUGACAGUGGAGGAGUUGGCAGCCCGUGCAGAGGAGGCGAGGCGGAUGGAGGGGUGCCUGAAUGAGGGAAAGCUAGCCGAGGAGAAAAUAAGGUCAGUGGCUGUAAGGCUGGAGACGGAGGUGGCAGAGCUCAGAAGGGAUCUUCAGCAGGCUGUCGAUCACAAACUCAAGGCAGAGCGAGAGAAAAAGGAUGCACAGGACCAGGUGGACACACUCCGAUCUGACCUGGAGGGGACCCGGUCUGACAAUGCAAACCUUCGCCAUGAGAGCCAGCUGGUCAUGACUAAUGUCAACCGUUGGAUUACUGAACAAAAGGCUUCCAAUGAGAGCCUCACUGCCCAGAUGAAGGCCCAAAACAAGGUGCUGCUCAUCAUAACUGAAGAGAAAGAACAUCUUCAGGAGGCUAAUGACACAUUGAAGGCAGAGGUAAAGAGACUGAAAGAAGUGGCGGAUGAGAAGGAGAGAGACAUGGAACACUUCAAGGCCCAGAUCCGAGACCAGAGAAUCCGGCGAGACGAGAGAACCAUGGAAAAGCAGGGUUGUGUGGCUCUAAACCUCAGCAAAAUCGAAGACAUGCAGACCAGACUGCGAAGUAACCUGGAGGCCAUCAGAAUGCUAAAUCAACAAUUAAACACCCUCAGCAGGGAGAAUAAGCGGUUGCGUAGGCAGCUGGAGGAGGAGAGGUUCAUGCGUAGACAAGUGGAGCAACUGCUCCCUCCUCCUCCGACCUCCCAGGACUGCUCCUCCGUCCACCUCCCUGUCUCCCUCACUGCCCGGCCACCUCCUCCCUCCACCUCCCUACCCUCAUCCCUCCACCUCCCUCAUCCCCUGAGCCUGGACACAGUGACUGGGGACAUUGACGGGAUUCUAACCCAAACCAAGCUGAGCUAGAGAGACCAGGUGAGUCCCAGGCUUUGGUUGAAGCGUUCUGGGUGAGGCCGACUGCCUCUGCUUCUCUGGAAGAUGCUUGGUCUGGGAGGACAAGGAGGGAUCUGACAAAAUGAAACCCCCUGAAGACUUUGACCUGUCAUGACUUUUUGACCUCCAGCUCCUCACCAGGGAGUGUACUCAGUAUGAGGUUCAUGUCCUGCAGGUCAAAGUCAAGUCCCGGGGUGCUUUUUGCCUGAGGGGGGCUCCAGAACCAGUGAAUGAUGGAAUUUCCUCAAAUCGUCAAAAAUCAACUAAAAAUAUCUCUACUACUAUGCCAUGAAGACAUUUAUUCCAAGAACAUAUUCACAUCUUUCAUAGAUUUACAAAUCUAACCAUUUUAACGUUUAAAAAAGCAAUUGAUUGCAUCCUCAAAAUGUUGCAAUGCUCUGAGCAGUGGUAGCUUAUAACAUUAGCAGUUACUUCUCCAAAUGAUGAUCUUGUUUUGCAACAAAACUGUAGCACUAAAAUAUGUUUUUUUAAAUUGUGUCUGCACUUAUUUGAAAAUUCUGACGACAGUUCUGAUGAACUAUAAUCAAUUGAAUUCAACUUAAAUAAGCAAAUGAACUAAACAGAACAAGUGACUAACUGCAAACACUUUAGUGAAGAGAGUGAAGAGUCUUGCUUUGGAUAAAUGAGGGACGGCACAUCAUCAGUAUCCAUAGGCAUACCUCAGAUGUUGAUGUGAAUGGCUGUAACACAGUCUCUGAUUACGCUGCAGCUGUGCGCCAUGUGUCCUGCAUCUACUGUGGCGAAUGUGGCCGUGUGACUUUAUGUGUGAGUACAUUAUGUCUCUGUGUGCUCCUGUCUCUCCGUAAGUGCCUGUGGGUGAGUGUAUGCUUGUGUGUGACUGAGUACAUUAGAUGUUUAUUAUUGUAGAUGUUGUUUUUAUAUUUUGUUUUAUACUUGAAGAACUAUUUAUUGAUUUUUCUCCGUUUCUGUGUUUGAGCCCCCCUUUGUUGUAAAGACGGAAAAAUAAAAACAGAUACAUUUGUAA